Aspergillus wentii DTO 134E9 is the source of this 495-nucleotide messenger RNA. RefSeq lists its product as uncharacterized. The transcript has a single exon. The record is from RefSeq and is a predicted model, not a curated record. The coding region runs from base 1 to 495 and encodes 164 amino acids. Lineage: Eukaryota; Fungi; Ascomycota; Eurotiomycetes; Eurotiales; Aspergillaceae.
AUGGGCUGGUUUGAUGGACCAUCAUCGUCUGUUGUUUCUUCAAGCUCAAAUACCCGCCGACGCUCUCCAUCCCGGCGAUCAACGUAUUCGACGCAUCACCCCCGAGGCUCGGCGCCAUCAAUCUUCAGUUUCGGCGCCGGUGGUGGUGGCAGCCGUGUUGGGGGCAGCCAUGUUGGAGGCAGGUCAAGCCCUUCGGUGUUUUCCACAUCCUCAUCGUCGCGACGUGCACGGCCUCGCAAAGGCUUCGUCCAGCGUGUGGUCCGCUACAUCAAGCGGGUACUGCGUGACAUCUACGAUUACGCCCGUCAGCACCCAGUCAAAGUUUUCAUACUCGUUAUUGUGCCUUUAGUGACAAGCGGCGUGUUGCAGAAGCUUCUGUCCAUGGUUGGAAUUCGUCUGCCCAAGAGUAUUUUCGGUAACAUGGCCAAACCCGGAGAGGCCGGGAUGAAGGAAGGUCUGAAUGGAAUUAUGAACAUUGCAAAGAUGUUCCUAUAA